Messenger RNA from Chinchilla lanigera (long-tailed chinchilla), 2087 nucleotides. RefSeq names its product related RAS viral (r-ras) oncogene homolog 2 (gene Rras2). Lineage: Eukaryota; Metazoa; Chordata; Mammalia; Rodentia; Chinchillidae. The record is from RefSeq and is a predicted model, not a curated record. Gene Ontology annotation, biological process: signal transduction. Gene Ontology annotation, cellular component: plasma membrane. Gene Ontology annotation, molecular function: GDP binding; GTP binding; GTPase activity.
GCGCGCUGCGUCUGCAGCCGCCGUCGGGGCGAUCGAUCUCCGCGCCGUCCCCGGGAUCUGCGCGCCGGGCGAGUCUGAGCUGCCCGUUCGGAGCAGGGGUGUUUUUUCUUUGUGUGUGUUUGCGCUGGGUUUACAAGUAGUCUCUUAGUCCUAUUUUGUAACAGAUUAUGAUCCAACCAUUGAAGAUUCCUAUACAAAGCAGUGUGUGAUAGAUGACCGAGCAGCCCGGCUAGAUAUUUUGGAUACAGCUGGACAAGAAGAGUUUGGAGCCAUGAGGGAGCAGUACAUGCGGACUGGGGAAGGCUUCCUUUUGGUCUUCUCCGUCACAGACAGAGGCAGUUUUGAAGAAAUCUAUAAGUUUCAAAGACAGAUUCUUAGAGUAAAGGAUCGUGAUGAGUUUCCAAUGAUUUUAAUUGGCAACAAAGCAGACCUGGAUCAUCAAAGGCAGGUGACACAGGAGGAAGGACAGCAGUUAGCACGGCAACUUAAGGUAACAUACAUGGAGGCGUCGGCAAAGAUUAGGAUGAAUGUAGAUCAAGCUUUCCAUGAACUUGUUCGAGUUAUAAGGAAAUUUCAAGAGCAAGAAUGUCCUCCUUCACCAGAACCAACACGGAAAGAAAAAGACAAGAAAGGCUGCCAUUGUGUCAUAUUCUAAGAAUCCCUUCAGUUUUAGCUACCAACUGCCAGGGAAGGCCCUCAUCUCCUCCUCCUCUCCUUGUGGUUUACAUCAUGUUGGUACCUUUCUAGCCUUAGACAAAUGAUCACCGUGUUAGCCUUAGACCAAGAAGCCGGCUAAUCCUUCCCAUGAAGCUAAUACAAUGGUCCUUUCCAGGUCAAUUUAAAGGAAACACUAAGGCUGCUUCAAAGAUUAUCUGAUUCCUUUAAAAUACUGUCUACAUACAUAGACACUCUUUUUUUAAGGGCUUACAUUUUAUUAGGGGAUGAGUCAGUUUUGGAACUGAAGUUAUUUGCCAAGCUGAAGUCAUAGGUUGUGAAAUACUUUUUAACUUCUGGAAUCAUAUUGCCUACUGUUACUCUAAAUAGAAACAUAAGGAGUUUUUAAAAAAAUGUGAAUUUUUGCCUAUCCUUAGAAAUUUUGAUGUCAACUUUAACCUUAAGUACACUGAAUGGAAUCUACAAAAGUGAGACAUCUCAGACCUUUCCUGAUGCUACAGCUUUUGUUUUCCAGUGGCCAAAAAUACCAAAAUGUCUGUUGUAUUUAUGGAUUAAAAACUGCUUAUCAAGCCUUUGUUAUUACUCUUCCUCCUGAAGAUGGUAAUAAUCUAUGUGGCCAAAUAUUUGGACCCUUUCUGGACUUAAGCAUUUUACUGUAGUUGGUUUCCUAAUUUAAUGCUCUCCAUAGUCUUGCUAAUGGUAGGAAUGAGUAAUUUCUGUUUGUCUUCAUUUUCAAGUAUUUCUGGUUAAGGGAUUCAAAAAAAAAAAAAACUAAAACUGUUUUUGUUUGAUGUAAUAUAAAAUAUGGAAUUGAUCUUUCCAGAGUCAGAGAUGAUUAAUGUUUUUGCUAUAUACUUUUAUACAUUAUUUUCUUAUCAAACUAGUUAACAAGUAUUUUUAUAUGUUUGUAAGCAAAUAUGCUUUCACAGCAUACUCUGUGUAUAUGUAAAGAUAAGUAUUUAAUUCUCACUGUUCCCUUUCAACUGACAAAGAAAAAAAGUGGAAACUGCAGAAACUGUGGUAGAAUUUGGACUUGCCGGUCUGGUCCUGGUUGUACCCAUCUUUGGCCAGCCACACCCCUACUCAAGAAACCUUCCCAGUAGAGAGCAGCAGGAUGAGACUCUGACGUCACUUCCAGUGCCCCCCGCCCCCCACUAGGUAUUGACUGGUGUUUAUCAAGUAUUAUGUGUAAAACGUUUGAUUGACAAUUUAGUAUAAUUGUGGAUGGUUUCUGAUUUUGUUUUUAAUUCUGUGGAUUGUGUUUAAACAAUUCAAAAGUAUAUUUCUGAUGAGAUACUAAGUGGUAUCGCAUAGUUGUCACUUUAUUGAAUGUGUACAACAGUCCAUGAAAUUUAUAACGCCAACCUUGUAUAGCUUCAGGUGCUAGAAUUAAAAUUCAUCUGUUAUCACAA